AUGCCAAACACAGUUCAUGAAAGCGAUAUUCCUGAUAGAAUUGCAGCAGCCAGAAGAGAAGCAGAGGCAUUAAAAGAACGUAUCAAACAGCGUAAAGAAGCGCUAGCAGAUUCAACAUUACAGGAAAUGGCUAAAGACAUUGGUGCCUUACCUCGUGUUGUCAUGAAAGCAAGACGUACACUAAAAGGCCAUUUAGCUAAAAUCUAUUCCAUGCAUUGGGCUUCUGAUAAACGACAUCUUGUGUCUGCUUCACAAGAUGGUAAACUCAUUGUAUGGGAUGCAUUUUCAACAAAUAAAGUGCAUGCCAUCCCACUGCGAUCCUCAUGGGUGAUGACAUGCGCCUAUGCUCCUUCAGGCAAUUUUGUUGCCUGUGGUGGUCUCGAUAAUAUCUGUUCCAUCUAUAAUCUUAGGACCCGUGAUGGACCUAUUCGCCCUUCUCGUGAACUGUCAGCACAUAAUGGAUAUUUGAGUUGCUGUCGAUUUAUCAAUGACCGUCAGAUAUUAACAGCCUCUGGAGACAUGACCUGUAUGCUGUGGGAUAUCGAUGCAGGUGUCAAGGCAGAAGAGUUCGCUGAUCAUACAGGCGAUGUCAUGAGUCUUUCUUUAGGCCCUAACCCCAACGUGUUUGUCACAGGUGCUUGUGAUUCCACUGCCAAAGUGUGGGACAUUCGUACUAAGAAAUGUGUCCAGACUUUUGUGGGCCAUGAAUCUGAUAUCAAUGCAGUCCAGUUCUUCCCUGAUGGUAAUUCAUUUGCAACAGGCUCAGAUGAUGCUACCUGUCGAUUGUUUGACUUGAGAGCAGACUGUGAACUAAGUGUGUAUUCGCGUGAGUCCAUCUUGUGUGGAAUUACCUCAAUCGGGUUUUCCCCUUCUGGACGUUUGUUGUUUGGUGGUUACGAUGAUUACAAUUGUAAUGUGUGGGAUACACUGAAAUGUGAACAUGUUGGUGUGUUAUCUGCACACGAUAAUAGAGUUUCUUGUCUUGGUAUUGCUGGUGAUGGUAUGGCUUUGUGUACCGGUAGUUGGGACUCUACCCUCAAGGUUUGGGCUUAG
Gilbertella persicaria is the source of this 1053-nucleotide messenger RNA. RefSeq names its product guanine nucleotide-binding protein subunit beta. Gene Ontology annotation, molecular function: protein binding; signaling receptor complex adaptor activity. Bases 1 to 1053 code for a protein of 350 amino acids. NCBI's taxonomy places the organism in Eukaryota, Fungi, Mucoromycota, Mucoromycetes, Mucorales, Choanephoraceae. The transcript is spliced from 3 exons. Gene Ontology annotation, cellular component: heterotrimeric G-protein complex; cytoplasm. The record is from RefSeq and is a predicted model, not a curated record. Gene Ontology annotation, biological process: G protein-coupled receptor signaling pathway.